Molecule: messenger RNA, 3095 nt
Organism: Mytilus trossulus (common blue mussel)
Lineage: Eukaryota; Metazoa; Mollusca; Bivalvia; Mytilida; Mytilidae
Exons: 7
Coding region: 37-2937 (966 amino acids)
Biological process (GO): regulation of transcription by RNA polymerase II; regulation of cell population proliferation; G2/M transition of mitotic cell cycle
Cellular component (GO): nucleus
Molecular function (GO): RNA polymerase II transcription regulatory region sequence-specific DNA binding; DNA-binding transcription factor activity
Source: RefSeq, a predicted model, not a curated record
AAAUUUUCUUUCAGGUAAUGAGAAUUUUUCAGAACGAUGUCAUCCAACCAUGGAAGACAUCUUGUAGGACCCCAUUUCUCACAAGCUACAUCUAAGAAAACAGUGUACCCAUUACCACAGCAGUUAGCAGAAAAAGUGAUAAAAGAUCGAGGAAGAAAUGCUUAUGUUGUUGUGUUUGACACCAAUGAAACAGUGGACAGUUCGUCUGGUUUGCCAAAUUCUGAUCGGAACAGUGUUUUGAAGACAUCCUCCAGAAUAUUAAAUGAAACAAAUAUUAAACAGGAAAAUGAUUCCUCUUCAUUUCAGAAACUUUCAAGAUCUAAGUCUACCUCAACUGAGGAUGUCAAAAUCAACUUUUCAAACUUGGAAUUUGAAGAAUAUGAUAGCUCGAAGACAGCUGUCAAAGUAUUUAGUGACGAUGAUAUUGAUAUGGAAAUUGAUAAAUGUACAGUUAAACAAGAAAUUGAUGAAGGUUAUGAGGAAACACACCAUGCAAGGACUAGUGAACCAAUUGCAGGUUACAUGGUUAUUCCGCCAUCCUUCUCAACACCUAUGUCCUCAAAAUUUAACUUAUCAGGGUCUUCAGGCUACUUCAGUGGUGGCAGUAGUGGUAUAUAUUCACAAUUCAACACGCCAAGCCCUCUUCCAACACCAGAACAGGGAUUUCAACAUCCAGCAGCUAGGCAAAUUAUACUGGUUCCAUCCUCAGUUAAUUUAGAAGGAAGAAAUGUUGUACCUCAAUACUCUAACAUUUCACCUAUGUCUUCUUUAGCAGCAGGCCUCCAUAAUUCUGCAAGAAUACAGUCACCUACAGUGUUUUCUACUAAGAAAUUUACUGGAGCAGAUGCUUUUUCCUUACCAGAAAAUCCACAAGAAAAAUUUGUAAAUUUGGAACAUGAUGAAAGUAACAGGCCACCGUCAACAACCUCAUUAGAAAGCACAUCUAGGUCAUCAACUCCAUUCCAGUGGGAACAAGUUGAAAAUCGUAUAGUCAUACAAGCUCCCAAUAAAAAACCAUUAGAUCUUUCACUACCGAAUAACAACAGAACUGCAGCAGAAGUCCAACAAAGUAUUAAUGAAGUUCUUAAAGAAAUGCAAAAACCAAAAACCACAACAUCAAAAAUUGGAGAAGUUGUCAUUCAUUGUGACGUAAAACAGAAAGAGACUGUAGUGAUGGUACAACAAGGAGACUCAUCUAAUUACACCAUUGGACAUCUUCCAAUGUCUGACUCUCAAGAAUCGAUUAACCCAAGAUCUUCUGAAAUGUUGCCUCCAUGUAUAAAACAGGAAACAGAUGACAUUUAUUCCCAUGAUUCUAUUGGUUUUGGGAAAUCCCCUGAUUCAUUUGGUUUUACUAAUUCUCAAGAAUCUAAUGAUUCUGUUGCUGUUCCUAUGGAAAAAGGAUUUUUUGUAGAGAUCUUAGAUACAUCAUUAACUAACAUCCAAUGGUUGGGUGGUAUACAGUUGAAGAAUCCAACAAAGGCAGACAAACCUGAUCCAUCAAAGUCCGUCCAUAGCGCUACACCUGUACAAUGGAAACGAAUGAGUACUGAUGACAUUACAAGGGUUGCUGCAGAAUGUGGUAGGAAGAAAAGACCUCCAUUUUCUUACAUGACCUUGAUACAAAUGGCUCUGCACAGUAAAGAAGACAAAAGAAUGAGAUUACGAGACAUAUGUGCUUGGAUAGAAAGUACAUUUCCUUAUUACAAAUACACUGCCAAACCUGGUUGGAGGAAUUCUAUCCGACAUAAUUUGUCAUUGUACAGUAUUUUUGAAAGAGAAACCAAUAAGAAACAUGGUUCCUACUGGACUGUAAGGGAUGAUUGUCCAGAGAAAUUAAAGUCUUGUCCUGUACGAGAUACCAAAAAAGAUGAGGUCAAAUCUGAUUCCCCUCUUCCUUUUAAUGGAAUGAUACCGGUGAUUCCAUCAUAUAUACCACAGUCUACAGCUUCAACAACUUGUACAGGAACUCAGGCUAGAAAAAGAGCUGGGCCACAACCAAUAUUACCUCGGCCCUCGCCUAUUGGUAGUGGUGGAUCACUACAGACCUAUGCCCUGAUACCAAUACAGAAUGUACCCAAUUCUACAGCACAGAAUCAAAAUCUUCCUCUUACAAGUUCUCAGGAAUCUACAUCUAGUGAAAAUUCUCAGUCCGAUUCAAAGAAAGGCAAUAAAACCAGAAAGAUUGCUCCAAAAUUGUCUCCUUCAUUACUGUUGUCCCCACCAAACAUUGUCAAACAGGCAUGGCUUGAUUCGCAGGCUCUGAGCAGUAGUGAGGCUGAAGGUCUAGGUGAAAGUAAUAAAAGUGACAAUGAAACAUGUGCCAAAAGAGCCAGAACAGGCUUGCCUCAACCAAAACUAUAUUCCAAAGAUCCUCAACCUGUUAGACGAACUAGAUCUAGACGGAAGCAGAAGUUAGUUCCCAAAGAACGUGAAUUAAUGCAAGAUAGUUCAGAUGAAGAAACUGAAUAUGCAAAGUUUGUGUCACGAUUAGAAGAAGAACUUCCGACUCCGAUGAGGAAAUUACUCGAUGAAAAUGUUGAGAAAUGUGAUGAAUCAAGUGCAAUAACCUCUACUCCUCUUAAACACUCGGGAUUCUUACCUCAGAUGCCUUCACCUUUCUCAGGACUUACACCGCUAAAAAAUGAAAAUAUUUUGGAUAAUAGCUUCCUAGAAUGUUUGAGAGGUUCCCCAAAAAUGACAACCAAAAAGUCCCCAUCAUCAUCUUCCAGUUCUUCACCAAAAUUAGACUUGAAUUUCAUUGGUCUAACACCUAUUAAGAUUAGUAACCAUGACAAUUCUUAUAAUCUGUCCAAGUUUUUAGCUGAGUAUCCCUUGGAUGCUAAUAUGGUUGAUGAUGCAGAUGUGUUGCCGGUUGAUCUAUCUGCUUUGAACUGGAGUGCCGUACAAAAUAUGUUGCCUUUGGAUAAUAGCUGAUUUUGUUAAAGGCUGGUUCAGAAAUGAAUAUCUGUAGGGGAUAGACAGUCUGAAGUCAGGACAGUGUCAUUUGAAUAAAGAUUUACAAAGAAUUGAAAAGCAAGUUGUAAAGUGUAAAUGUGGGCUAACUGUUAUAUUUCAAAAUUCAAAGCAAUAAU